AUGGGUGACGUCCCUGCUGCCAUGUCGCAGCAGCAGCAGCAGCAGCAUCAGCAGCAGCAGCAGCAGCAGCAGCAGCAGCAGCAGCAGCAGCAGCAGCAGCAGCAGCAGCAGCAGCAGCAGCAGCAGCAGCAGCAGCAGCAGCAGCAGCAGCAGCAGCAGCAGCAGCAUGCUAGAAUCACCGCGAAUAGCAGCCCUGUCCCCGCCAAAGCCACUCCAGCCGCUCGAGGCGAUGAGCAGAGAAGAAUCAGGAGGGAGUAUCAGCCGGGGAACGUGGAGCUAGGCGGUCCAUUUUGCAGGGGAAUGAAUGAGCUGUCAAGAGAGGACAGGUGGGCUGCAAAGGCCUUACUUCCACAAGGUGGUGGAUCAGGCAGGGGAAUGAAUGUGCUGUCAAGAGAGGACAGGUGGGCUGCAAAGGCCUUACUUCCACAAGGUGGUGGAUCAGGCAGGGGAAUGAAUGAGCUGUCAAGAGAGGACAGGUGGGCUGCAAAGGCCUUACUUCCACAAGGCGGUGGAUCAGGCAGGGGAAUGAAUGAGCUGUCAAGAGAGGACAGGUGGGCUGCAAAGGCCUUACUUCCACAAGGCGGUGGAUCAGGCAGGGGAAUGAAUGAGCUGUCAAGAGAGGACAGGUGGGCUGCAAAGGCCUUACUUCCACAAGGCGGUGGAUCAGGCAGGGGAAUGAAUGUGCUGUCAAGAGAGGACAGGUGGGCUGCAAAGGCCUUACUUCCACAAGGCGGUGGAUCAGGCAGGGGAAUGAAUGUGCUGUCAAGAGAGGACAGGUGGGCUGCAAAGGCCUUACUUCCACAAGGCGGUGGAUCAGGCAGGGGAAUGAAUGAGCUGUCAAGAGAGGACAGGUGGGCUGCAAAGGCCUUACUUCCACAAGGCGGUGGAUCAGGCAGGGGAAUGAAUGUGCUGUCAAGAGAGGACAGGUGGGCUGCAAAGGCCUUACUUCCACAAGGCGGUGGAUCAGGCAGGGGAAUGAAUGUGCUGUCAAGAGAGGACAGGUGGGCUGCAAAGGCCUUACUUCCACAAGGCGGUGGAUCAGGCAGGGGAAUGAAUGUGCUGUCAAGAGAGGACAGGUGGGCUGCAAAGGCCUUACUUCCACAAGGCGGUGGAUCAGGCAGGGGAAUGAAUGUGCUGUCAAGAGAGGACAGGUGGGCUGCAAAGGCCUUACUUCCACAAGGCGGUGGAUCAGGCAGGGGAAUGAAUGAGCUGUCAAGAGAGGACAGGUGGGCUGCAAAGGCCUUACUUCCACAAGGUGGUGGAUCAGGCAGGGGAAUGAAUGUGCAGGAACGAAUCUCACACUCGUCGAGCCAUCGAGGUCGCCGUGACCUGAGCACGGCCCUUCUCCUCCUCUCGCUCGUCCUGCUCUCAUCUCUCCACGCGGCGUUGGCCUUCCGCUUCUCCGCGGGACUCCGCGCGGACAAGCUGCGCGGGAUGAUGCGCGGAUGGGCGCAAGGCGGACGCCCGACAUACCAGCAGCAACAACAGGGCGGCGGAACGAGCGGAGGCGGAAUGCCGGUCGGCGGCGGAAUGGGCGGCGUCGGAAUUGGAGGCGGCGGCAUGGGCGGCGGCGGAAUGGGCGGCGGCGGAAUGGGCGGUGGCGGAAUGGGUGGCGACAGAAUGAGUGGCAGCGGAAUGGGCGGAGGCGGAACGGGCGGCGGCGGAAUGGGCGGCGGCGGAAUGGGAGGACCUGGUUCCUCUGCUCCCGGAUCGCAAUCAGCCAUGGGUCCUGGGGGGGACAUGGGUGGCGGCGGAAUGGGCGGCGGCGGCAUGGGCGGCGGCGGAUUGGGCAGCGGCGGCAUGGGCGGAGGUGGAAUGGGCGGCGGCGGAAUGGGUGGCGGCGGAAUGGGCGGCGGCGGAAUGGGCGGCGGCGGGAUGGCCGGAGGCGGAAUGGGCGGCGGCGGGAUGGGCGGAGGUGGAAUGGGCGGCGGCGGAAAGGGCGGCGGCGGGAUGGGCGGCGGUGGAAUGGGCGGUGACGGAAUGGGUGGCGGCGGAAUGGGCGGCAGCGGAAUGGGCGGCGGCGGAAUGGGAGGCGGCGGAAUGGGCGGCGGCGGCAUGGGCGGACCUGGGUCCUCUGCUCCCGGAUCACAAUCAGCCAUGGGUCCUGGGGGGAACAUGGGCGGAGGCAUGAGUGGUGGUAUGGGCGGCGGCAGAAUGGGCGGCGGAGGGAUGGGCGGCAGAGGCAUGGGCGGGUCAGGGUGGUUUGCUCCAGGGUCGCAGGCAGCACCCGGCCAGGGUGGACCUGGGAUGGGCGGAGGGAUGGCCGGCGGGAUGGGCGGAGGGAUGGGCGGAGGGAUGGGUGGUCCUGGGGGCAACAUGGGAGGUGGUAUGGGCGGACCAGGGUCGUAUUCUCCUUGA
Closterium sp. Naga37s-1 is the source of this 2358-nucleotide messenger RNA. The record is from the annotation of a GenBank genome assembly. NCBI's taxonomy places the organism in Eukaryota, Viridiplantae, Streptophyta, Zygnematophyceae, Desmidiales, Closteriaceae.